GCCUUGCCCACGUGGGUGAUAAUAAAACUGAGACGACGAUGAUUUUCUAGGAGUUGAGCAAGUUGCAGAUUAAAUUUAAAUGAGAGGGGUUGAGAAACGAAUGCGGAAUGGGAUAACCCCGAUGUCUAGGCUAAAUAAAACGUCUGGAUUAUUGAUAGGUCCAGUCACUCUGGAACCCUCUCCUAAGAGACGGAAAUUAAGAAAAUUCGAGAGAUCACCAAAAACGGUGGAGCAACCUGUGGCCUCUAUCGACGAUCUGAAUGACGACUGUCUCGAAAGAAUCUUCAAGUAUCUACCCCUAUCAUCUCGACUGAUAGUCAGAAUGGUAUCCAGACGAUGGAGAAAAGCAUCUAAAUUAGCCUGGAGCAAUGUCAGAGCUGUGAACUUCUCAGAAUCCGCAGUCUGGACAGACCUGGACGAGCUCCCCCCAGUCUUCAGAACGAACGCUCACAUCGGGGUCAUCCUGAGGAGUUGUGGGGUAUACCUGAGGAAAUUGGAACUAGGGGAGCCCUGCACUUAUAAAAUCCUGACACUCGUUGGAGAGCACUGUAUUAAUCUAGAAAGACUAGAAGUUGCCUUUGAGAGGUAUGGCGAGAGGUUCACCACUCUCUUCUCAAAAAUGGAGAGGCUCGAGUACUUUGGGAUGAGAAAUAUCAGGAGGAACGUCUCUGGAGACUUCUGGGGAAAUCCCAUGACUAAUUUGAAGGAGCUUCACCUCCGGGGACGCUAUUUCACGAAAGAUUCUACAAUCAGGCCCUCGAUUUUUUCCUCUGCGUUGGAAACCCUUGAGAAUCUAUCAGCAAUCACAUUAGAUGGUUUCAACAUAGACCAGGAGGUCAUCGCUCUUAUAAGUACGAGAACUGGCCUCACCCACCUAUCCCUUGCGAAAACCUACAGCAAAGAUCUCUCAUCCCUAUCUCAACUAGUUAACCUUCAGCACCUGAAUCUCAGCACAACCCCAGCGACUAACGAUCUAAUGAUCGAGCUCACGAAGAGGUGCAAAAACCUGAGGCACUUAAACCUAAAUCAGUGUCAAUUUCUCAGCAAUACAGGACUCAUUACUCUAGGAAGUCUUCCCUGUCUAGAAGUGCUCCUAUUAAAUUCCUGUGGUUUCUUCGUCACAGACUCGAUUUUUGGAAAGCUUCACAGCCUCAAGAAACUAGAAUGUAGAGGCUGCAAGAAUGUCAAGGACGAUGGGAUCAUCGAACUCCUGAGAAAUGCCCCCAACCUGGGGGAAUUAAAUCUAGCUGAUACUGGAGUCAGUGAUAAAGUUCUAGUUGUAGCUUCUCAAGUCACCAGAGCAAGAGAAAAUAAUCUCGAUCUUUGGGUGAUUGUUAAUAAAAUUGUAAAAGCCAGAUGGAGGAGGCGACUAGACUACGUCCAUUCCCAUCUCCUGGAAGUCAAUAAUCUAACUGGAAGAUGUGAUACGGAAGCUGAUACUUUGAUAGAGACAUACGAGGGAAAUAAUUUAUUUUGCAACCCCGAGCUGGAGAGACUCGAUCAAUUAUUCAAUAAUCAUGAUGGAGAUGACAGUGAAGAUGAUGAUUACCCGUGAAAGAAUAAUUAAUCCCAAUAAAUUGGAGCUUUAAAUUAUUUUUACUCAACCCCGAUAACCCAAGCGUUUUAUUUAAUCUUAUCUUCUUUAAUCACUAUUUAAAGUUUCACGAGAAAAUAUUUUCAGAAUAUCUAAGUCCUCCACGAUCAUUUAAAACGGGAAAAGAAAGGCGGAGGAGUUGGUAGAAAGCUCCUUCUGUAGCUGUCCAUGUUCCAACCAGCUCUGUACCUCAACGCAUCUACUAAAGUCUGCACAUGAACACACUGAUUUGACCACAGAGGAAA
Fopius arisanus is the source of this 1839-nucleotide messenger RNA. RefSeq lists its product as uncharacterized. Gene Ontology annotation, molecular function: protein binding. The record is from RefSeq and is a predicted model, not a curated record. Gene Ontology annotation, biological process: SCF-dependent proteasomal ubiquitin-dependent protein catabolic process. NCBI's taxonomy places the organism in Eukaryota, Metazoa, Arthropoda, Insecta, Hymenoptera, Braconidae. The transcript has 3 exons. Gene Ontology annotation, cellular component: SCF ubiquitin ligase complex. The coding region runs from base 80 to 1555 and encodes 491 amino acids.